Racocetra persica is the source of this 263-nucleotide messenger RNA. Lineage: Eukaryota; Fungi; Glomeromycota; Glomeromycetes; Diversisporales; Gigasporaceae. The record is from the annotation of a GenBank genome assembly.
GCGGAUUUGCUGUUGUAUAUUCAGCCAUUUUGGAAGGAGAAGAGCGCGCAUUAAAAAGUUUAAAUAAUAACUUGGGUUUAAAUGAUCAAGAAUUCAAACAAUUCAGUCGUGAGCUUAUACUUCUUUCUACCAUCGAUUAUCAUCCUAAUAUUGUAAAAUUCUAUGGAGUUUCAAGAGAACCAACAGGAAAUUUUAUGCUGGUGUUACAACUUGCCAAUAAUGGAAAUCUACGUGAUUAUUUGCGAAAUAAACAAACAGAAGAU